UACACAUUUUCGUUGUAUGUCAUAAUAUAUAAGAUAUCAGCUUUUUCAAAAUUUCUCGUACAAAUUUACCGCAGUAUUUUAACAGCACACUGAAGACCUUGGUAACUCGCACUUGAGCCCACGUUUUUAAUGGCGACCGCGCCAAGAAAAAGACCCGACCAGGGCGGAGUUUAUGGUGGCAGCUCGUCGCAGGACCUCGUUACCGACCAGAACUCGGGUCGUCGCCAGGAGCAAAAGGUCUACACCUUCAGCGACCGGCCGCCGCAGCCACAGCCGAAGCCACCGGGACAGCCAGGACUACCGGCGAAGCCUGAUGACAAGAGCAAGCCGCAAAAGACCAUUCUCGAGGAGCACGGCAUUAUUUUGGGCAAAGUGAUUGGCACUGGCAACUAUGCUAAGGUCAAGAUCGGAUUCUCGGAGGAGUAUGGUAAGCGGGUUGCCGUCAAAAUCAUCUCCAAGGUGAAGGCUCCCUCCGAGUACACGCAGAAGUUCCUGCCUCGGGAGAUCGAGGCGGUGAAGGGCCUACACCACGAAAACUUGAUUACCUUCUAUCAGAGCAUCGAGACUAGUCAUAGGGUUUACCUGAUAAUGCAGCUGGCUGAGAAUGGGACUCUUUUAGACUACGUGCGUGAGCGAAAGUUUCUGGAUGAGCCGCAGUCGAGGACGCUGUUCAAACAGCUUGUGAGUGCGGUGGAGUACAUCCACAGCAAGGGAGUGGUUCACCGGGACAUCAAGUGCGAGAACCUACUGCUGGAUGAGAACUGGAACCUAAAGCUCAUCGACUUCGGGUUCGCGCGCAAGGAUACGCGGACCCCCGACAACCAAGUGAUUCUAUCAAAAACCUUUUGCGGCAGCUACGCCUACGCCAGUCCUGAGAUCCUGAAGGGCGUCGCCUACGAUCCUUUCAUGUCGGACAUCUGGGCCUGCGGAGUCGUCUGCUACGCGAUGGUCUUCGGUCGGCUUCCCUACGACGGUUCCAAUGUGCACAUUCUCCUGAAGCGCAUCAACCAAUCCCUGGUUUUCCCCAAAUCCCCUUCUGCAUCCAGCGAGUGCAAGCACAUGAUUAUGCACAUUUUGGCGCCCGUGAAGAUCCGCUACAACAUUCCUCAGGUCAAGGAGGACCCUUGGUAUUCGCUUAAGUAAAUGUGUAUACAUGGCACCUGAGGAGCGGUAACCAUAAAAGCUCGAGAAGACCACAGGAUCGCUGGGGCCUUGGAUAAGCUCUGGAAUACCAGUUAAUAUCAAAUUUGCCUUACGAAAGAGAAAAACACAAUUUUUGAUCUAUGAAUUUUCUGUUAUUGUAGCAAUAGUUAUAUGAUAUAGUCAUUAAUUUGAGAAU
Molecule: messenger RNA, 1339 nt
Organism: Drosophila ficusphila
Lineage: Eukaryota; Metazoa; Arthropoda; Insecta; Diptera; Drosophilidae
Product: testis-specific serine/threonine-protein kinase 3
Exons: 5
Coding region: 130-1143 (337 amino acids)
Biological process (GO): microtubule cytoskeleton organization; protein phosphorylation; intracellular signal transduction
Cellular component (GO): cytoplasm
Molecular function (GO): protein serine/threonine kinase activity; tau-protein kinase activity; ATP binding
Source: RefSeq, a predicted model, not a curated record